AAGUACGAAUGGAAAAAGUCGAAGAGAAUAACGAAAAACAAGCAAGGUUGAACGAAACGAUGAUUACAAUACGUUCGCGGCUGUUGGAGAUAAAGAACACAGGAAAACAAGUGAAAAUGACAGCAACAGUAGAGGGGGAAAAACAUUCGAAACUACACCCACAAAACAAGUCACAAGAGAUGCAAUAUAAACUAGUUUUGAUCUAUACUCCAUGGUUUGGAAUUAUGCCAUGGCCACAAUUGAAGAACACGUAUAAUUUCACUCAUUUUAAUGGCAAAUCCUGCAAGGAAUCAAGAUGUAGACUGACAUAUGAUAAAAAGGAUCUGGCAAGAAGCGACGCGGUAAUGUUUCAUGGAACAGACUUACCAAGCGUAAAUACAAUGAAAGAGAUGUCACGAAACAGAAGUUUGAAUCAAAGAUGGGUUUUCUUCAUUCACGAAAAUCCUUACUAUACUUUUAUUAAUACAAACAUGUAUAACGGUUUCUUCAACUGGACRAUGACUUACCGAAGAGAUUCGGAUAUUUUCGCACCUUAUAGAUAUUACACACCAUUGGAUUCAACUGAGACGUCAAUCAACAAGAAGCAAAGGAACUAUGCUCAAGGCAAAGACAAGUUUAUAGCGUGGAUGGUUAGUAACUGUGGAAAACUUAGAGACAAAGUAACAGCAAAACUCCUUAAAUAUGUCAACGUUACGGUGUUUGGGCCGUGUGGGAAGCAUUUUAACCAAACUAAUCGUUGUAAUAGAAAAACACGCGAUUGUGAGAAACUUUUAAAAAGAUUCAAGUUUUAUUUAUCCUUCGAGAAUAGGAACUGUAUUGAUUACGUCACUGAGAAGUACUGGUACACUUCUUUUAAUCAUGACAUGGUCCCUAUCGUAUUAGGGCCUCUAAAGUACGAUUCAAAAAUUGCAAUUCCAGACUCGUACAUCAAUGUCAUGGACUUCCCUUCUUUGAAAGAUUUAGCGAGUUACUUGAAAUACUUGGAUAAGAACGAUACAGCGUACAAUGAGUAUUUUCAGUGGAAACGCAAGUAUAAGUUAGGAAAUAUGAAUCCUUGGAAAUGCCAGAUGUGUGCUGAUCUCCAUAACCCUAAUCUCCCCCCCAAAGUGUAUGACGAUUUGGGUAGUUACUGGGAUAAAAAGAAAUCUUGUGAGAAGUAUGAAGAAGAAGUCCGUAAACUAUUACAAAGAUAGUCACCGACAGUCAUGCUAUGUAUUGCAAACCAUCUAUUGUACUGGGCCCGGUACGAAGAGUGAAAAGCGCGCGCUAUCCGAAGGAUAAAUCUUAUCCAGUGGAUUAACGUAUUGGAUAACUGCGUCGACUUAUCCACUGGGUAAGGAUUUAUCCAUCGGAUAGGGCUAUCCACCCUUUGCUUCAACCGGGCCCUGCUGUUUAAUUUUGGGAAAACAAAUAAUUUGUUGAUUUUUUUAUGAGUAGUUUGUUUCGGCUUGUCUUUUAUAAGCAAUUCUUGCCAUAAAACCUUGUUCACUGAGGUUAUUUUAUUCUAUUGACGUCAUAAAAAAAUUUGUUAUGAGCUCAAUACUACAGCAAGAAAUGACGUCACUGCAAAACUGAGUUGUCACAUAGUUUAACUAUGGUUGUCAUGAAGAUUGCAGCGAAAAAUAAAAACAUGCCCGUCAU
Molecule: messenger RNA, 1641 nt
Organism: Actinia tenebrosa (Australian red waratah sea anemone)
Lineage: Eukaryota; Metazoa; Cnidaria; Anthozoa; Actiniaria; Actiniidae
Product: core alpha-(1,3)-fucosyltransferase-like
Cellular component (GO): membrane
Molecular function (GO): fucosyltransferase activity
Source: RefSeq, a predicted model, not a curated record